GGAUAUCAUAACUCAAUAUGGUUUGUCAUAAAACGGCUCUUUCUUAAACCUUGCUCUUUGUCUGCUUUCCUUCUCCUGUCCCCUCUUCGAUGCCUCCCUCUACCACUGACCGCCCAAAGAAACCUCGCAACCGCCAUUCGCCUCAUCAGCUUGCUGCACUGAACGACUUGUACGAAAGGGACGAGCAUCCUGCCCUCGAAGUGCGCACUUCUUUGGCAGAGCAGCUGGGAAUGGAGACAAAGACCGUCAACUCUUGGUUUCAGAACAAACGGGCCAGCACAAAGAAACGAACCGUUGCCCAGCGCAGCAUUACCUACGACAGCCCUCAUAUAAAUCCCCAGCACACCUCCAAUUCGUCAUCUGCAUCGACCACUCCCCGUCCCUCAGAAUUGGGUGACUACCAGGACGACGAUUAUCUCCUUGAACCUCCUCACUUCAAUUCAGAGAGCGAUAGUAUGCCUAGGCGUCUACGACUGCGCCCAACCACCGACCAGGCUGAUGAACUUAAAAGAGUGUACAGUGUCAACCCCCAUCCUACCACCGAACAGAGACAGGUCCUGGCCGAGCGCACUGGCAUGCGCUAUCAGAGCGUAACCAACUGGUUCCAAAACCAACGCAGUCUUGCAAAAAAGCGAAAAGAGGAUGACCUCGAGGUGCCUAUGUCCGUUUCACAUACCGAGUAUUCUGCAGAGAUCCGGUCCUAUUCUGCAUUUCCUCCCGCCAACAGGCAUCCUUCAUUGGCGCUUCCCCCAGCCAACCACCAUCCUUCAUUGGCCCUUUCUCGAGGUCGACGCUCCCCCAGUGCACAAUCAUCGACACAAGAUGAUUCUCCUCCUAGGCGCUCCUCUUCAAGGCGGAGUGCGACCCCUUACAGCAUGAGCUCCCGUCUUCGGAGGGCACGUCCUGAACCGCACCAAUUGGAGGCCCUCAAAGGUUUGUUUGACAAGAACCCCACCCCAACAAUUGAAGAACGCUCGGUCCUUGCUCAUGAAAUCGGAAUGGACCUCGGUAAAGUAACCAACUGGUUCCGAAACCUCCGUCAGACAUCCCGGAGACGUGCAAAAAAGAGCGGAAGCGGCGAUGACGACGAUGACUACGGGUUCCCUUACUCUUCGCAGCUGCACUCCGCUUCAGUGUCCCGCUACGGUUCUCCUUCGUCAUCAUCUGAUGACGCGAUGGACUAUGAGGAGGGGCCUCAUCCUACUGUCGCCCACUCUGACGACAUCGGCAGCGACGAAGAGAUUCAAGAAGCCGUCACUCCUUCGCCGUCACCAUCACCUCCUCCUCGUACCAUGCCAUCACCCCCUCGACAGCCUCUUGCUGUGCCCCUUGAUGCUCUGAUCAAUUGCGUCGAACUCGAACGUGCUACCAUGAAAUUCACUAGCGGUAUUAAAGCGGAGGAUGCCUUCCUCCUACUCAGCUUCCAGCAACAAUAUGUACAUUAACAUUACACUCACUCUGCAUUUUUAUCCAAUUAAAAACGCGACUUUUCGUCGGGACCUCAUUUGGUGGCUUGCGACACCGCCUCCGUUAUCGUAUUGUUCUGUCUAAUUAUCGUUAACGUUUUGCAUCUCUCAUAUGUCAUCUGUCCAACAACCCCUACUCCGUUGCAGUGCACUUGCAGUGUGAUAUUGAUAUUAUUUGUCCUCAUCCUGUUACUUGUGUUAUACAGUGUUAUACUCACCGAUAUGUAGCCCCAUACUUUCUCGUUCGUGCUAUCGUCUCGAUGGUGGUUAGGCGCUGGACGAUAAAAUGUGAUCCUAAUUUUUGAUACCCUCAUUUAGUUCGAAAUAGCGAAGUGAAUUCGUGCCUGGCCGCACUGUACCCCGUUCUGCGCCAACAGCUUUUGAAGUUCAAUUAUUGUUGUUGGCGCCUUAUGUAUUGG
Messenger RNA from Guyanagaster necrorhizus, 1885 nucleotides. RefSeq lists its product as uncharacterized. Gene Ontology annotation, molecular function: DNA-binding transcription factor activity, RNA polymerase II-specific; RNA polymerase II cis-regulatory region sequence-specific DNA binding. The record is from RefSeq and is a predicted model, not a curated record. Gene Ontology annotation, biological process: cell differentiation; regulation of transcription by RNA polymerase II. The transcript has 6 exons. The coding region runs from base 90 to 1445 and encodes 451 amino acids. NCBI's taxonomy places the organism in Eukaryota, Fungi, Basidiomycota, Agaricomycetes, Agaricales, Physalacriaceae.